Messenger RNA from Penicillium daleae, 894 nucleotides. Its product is annotated as aromatic alcohol reductase. Bases 1 to 894 code for a protein of 297 amino acids. The record is from RefSeq and is a predicted model, not a curated record. Gene Ontology annotation, molecular function: oxidoreductase activity. The transcript has a single exon. NCBI's taxonomy places the organism in Eukaryota, Fungi, Ascomycota, Eurotiomycetes, Eurotiales, Aspergillaceae.
AUGGUUACUGUCGCAAUUGCUGGAGGAACCACAGGUAUUGGGUCCAAUGUCCUCUGCGAAAUUAUAGCGACAGGGAAGCAUCAAGUGUUGGUGCUCUCUCGCUCCGAAAGACCUGAGCUUGAGCAACAAGGGAUUUCCGUUCGUGUUGUUGACUAUAGCUCCCGUCACCAGCUUGUGGAGGCUCUUAAAGGGAUCCAUACUGUUAUUAGCUGCAUUUGGUCUUUCGGUCGAGACUUUGGUACCUCCCAACUCGCCUUACUGGAAGCCGCAAAGGAUGCCAAUGUGAAGCGCUUCGUCCCUUCUGAUUGGGCGACUGAUCACUACGACUAUGUCAGCGCCUAUGCAUCCAAGAGUACGAUUUGGCAUGCAGUUCGGAACUCUGGCUUAGAGUAUACUCGUUUUGUGAAUGGAAUUUGGAUGAACCUGUGGGGCAUGGGCGCACCACGGAAUGAGGCCGAGGCUUUGGCAGGGUACAGUGGCCCUCCUUUCUUGAUUGACCUCAAAAAACGGACCGCUAUCAUCCCUGGUGAUGGGUCGCAUAAAGUUGUUUUUACAAAUAUGAUGGAUGUUGGCAGAUUUGUUGCUGCCAGUCUGGACUUGCAAUACUGGGCACCAGAUAGUACGAUUGUUGGAGAUAAGUUGAGCUAUAACGAGGUCGUCGAGCUUGCGGAAGAAGUCACUGGCCAUGCGUUCGAAAGAACUUAUUGCUCCGAGACUGAGAUCACACGUGUGCUUGCUGAGAAUCCGGACCCAAUGCAGUUGUUUUUCUAUCAGUUUAUGAAGCUGAUUGUUGACGGCGCCCUUGAUUUUGAGGGUACAUUAAACGCGAAAUUUCCCGACCUCAAGCCAGUUAAGGCAAGACAAUAUCUUAAUCGGUACUGGGCCAAUGAAUAG